Messenger RNA from Hypomesus transpacificus, 2078 nucleotides. RefSeq names its product biogenesis of lysosomal organelles complex-1, subunit 4, cappuccino (gene bloc1s4). The record is from RefSeq and is a predicted model, not a curated record. The transcript is spliced from 5 exons. Gene Ontology annotation, cellular component: BLOC-1 complex. The coding region runs from base 79 to 786 and encodes 235 amino acids. Lineage: Eukaryota; Metazoa; Chordata; Actinopteri; Osmeriformes; Osmeridae.
ACUCACAGUGAAUGUCACGUGAUGAGUCUUUAGUGACGUACAGGAAAUCGAGAGGGGACUCAGUGUUUAUGAAAGUUUAUGGGUGAAAUGCAUCAUCUGAUGGACAGAGUAGGUGUUCUGUCACCUCUGGAGGAGUCCAGUGCCGAAAUUAGUAGGGACAGUGGUAUCGUGUCCCAAAGUGCGAGCAGUCUGUCGAUGGUAAGCGAGACUCUGAGCAGCAGUGGUACUGUGUCCCAAAGCCCCAGCUUCGGCGCUCCAGUCUCCCACAGUCCGAGCUUCAACGUCGCUGAGCCCGACACGGACCAAGACAAGGACGAUGAUGUCCUGAGACAAACUGCCCUUCAUUAUUCCUCAUACAUAAGAGCGACUGCAGGCGACGAGAUCCUUUGCUUGGAGAAGAGCUUGGAGGAAAUGCUGACUAGAGUGGAUGAGUUUGUUGGAAUGCUGGACAUGACCCGCAAUGACACCUCCCAGAUUGUGAAUGAGAACCUACCCCAAAUCCAAAGAAAAUCAGAGGAAAUGAGACAAAUAUACAGAAGAAUUGAUAAGUUAGAGACCUUUGUCAAGACGGUUGGUGCAAAUGUGAAUGCUAUGGAGGAGCAGGUCACACAAGCGGAGGGUGAACAGGCGACCUUACCCGGUGCUUUCAAAAAGAUGUUUCGCACAAUGAGUGUCCCUGGAUUUCUCAACAAAACACCCAGCCCAAGGAGAGCACACCACCAGCCGCUGGAGCCGCCCACUGUGUUCCGGACAGACGAUUAUUUCCCAUCACACCCUGAGCAAUGACACCAAGUCCACACCUUCACACCUCACUGCACAAACACAGCACACACAGAACUGUGGCAAAUGUACGAUGAGUUUUUUGAACUUCAAAUCCUAACCCUUACCAUCAGAGGGAGAAAUUCAAAACAGAUCCUGGAUUGGUGAAUUAGCCCAACUCAUAGCCAAAUACACUGGUUACUGUAGAGAGGAUGACUUUACUGCCACCUGAAAAGUCAACUGUGCAAUUAACUCAACAAGCAAUACUAAGUGUACUGUUCUCUCAAAUCAAGUAUGUAACCAUGUAAAAAGUUUGCUCAAGAGUUUGACAAGCAAAAUGACAACCUUGAUUUUAAAGAUGGUAAAGAUUGUUUUGAAGACUCUUGAGAAAGUGCCUCAAUUAUGGAUCAUACUUUUAUGCCCUCAUGCUCACCUUUUGCUGAAAACAUAAAAUGCACAACUCUUUUAGCCUCCACAAAGACAUAUCCUGCCUGGAAAUCAUCCAAGCUUAACAAUGCUCCACAAUGUAUUAUAUGAAGAAUAAGUGUUUUUUUAUAGUUAAUAGUUUAUCAUUUUUGUUUCUUUUCCCAUCUGCAUUUCUUCAUCCACAUCACACUAACCUUUAGUGUCACCACCUUUUUAAGUUUCAACUGUAUUAGUUCUUAGGCAAAUCUCCUUUUGAAAUGUAGCACAGUGUGAUUGAAAAUUCACCUACUUAUCAAUACAAAAGUAUUCUCAAUGUGUUGUUUGUUCUGUUCUAUCACGGUAAUACACUACUGUCUACAAAAGCACCAAAUGCAUAGCAGCCCUUGUCCGAGUGUGCCCCUGUUGUGGCAAUUUGUCCUACUUUGUCAGAUUUCCUAUUGUGGCGCUAAACUGUAGAACUAAACCUAAUCUUGGUGUGCACAUGGUGGCCCUGGUAGGACCAUCUGGCUUCAUAAUAGCACCGCUUCACUCCUGCUUUGUUAUACUUCUGACUCCCGUUCUCACUUGACUAUUAAGAACAUGAACAACUUAGACCAGCACCAUGUUCUUUUGGGAUGGAGAGGAGACCAAGCCGAGGUGUGAUCUUCUUCUUCCAUACCUUCUCCUAUUGAGCUAGAAGGGAUAGGAUACUAUGGGGAUUAGCAAGAGGAGAUAUUAUCCUCUGACAAAAUAUUCCACAACUUUAUUCUACUUUUCUUCUGCCGAGUUUAUAGUUGCAGCUAAACAGUCUAGACAAGGCCAGAUAAGUACCCCAAAGAGCCCAGGGGCACUGAAGCUCAUAUGUGUGCAUGAAAUAAUAUAGCAUGUUAUUUCAGUUUGUUUAAAAGUAAAAU